Molecule: messenger RNA, 612 nt
Organism: Rhododendron vialii
Lineage: Eukaryota; Viridiplantae; Streptophyta; Magnoliopsida; Ericales; Ericaceae
Exons: 1
Coding region: 1-612 (203 amino acids)
Source: RefSeq, a predicted model, not a curated record
AUGGACUUAAUGAAUUGUAUCUUUCGUGCCUACAUUGAUCACUUCGUGGUUGUUUUUGUAGAUGAUAUUUUUAUAUACCCACAUUCGGAGGAUGAACACCAAUCUCAUCUUACUAUCGUUCUUGAACUCUUGAGAGAACACCGUUUGUAUGCUAAGCUUAGUAAGUGUGAGUUUUGGUUUUCCAUUGUUAAAUUCUUGAGUCACGUGGUUUCGAAUGGUGGAAUGUCCGUUGAUCCGAGGAAAGUAGAGUCCGUUAUGAAUUGGCAGCGACCAAAAUAUGUGUUCGAGGUUCGUAGUUUCUUGGGUUUGGCAGGGUAUUAUCGCAGUUUCAUCCAAGACUUUUCGCGUCUAGUGGCACCUAUGACUAGAUUGACACAAAAGGGGACACGUUUUAUUUGGAGUGACGCAUAUGAGACAACAUUUGAAGAGUUGAAAAAGCAGUUGACUACCAUGCCUGUUUUGACUGUGCCCGGAUGUGGAGUUGGCUACUCCGUUUAUUGUGACACUUCGAAAGAAGGGCUUGGGUGCAUUUUGAUGCAAUCGGGGAAAGUGGUAGCGUAUGGGUCACGACAAUUGAAAAAUCAUGAACGGAACUAUAUACCCUACUCAUGA